Messenger RNA from Seminavis robusta, 465 nucleotides. NCBI's taxonomy places the organism in Eukaryota, Bacillariophyta, Bacillariophyceae, Naviculales, Naviculaceae. The record is from the annotation of a GenBank genome assembly.
AUGGUGUUGCCCUUCAGCAUUUCCUACGAACAUCUGAAACGCAAUCCAAGACCGGUCGAUGUAUUCGUCUUCUUCUUUGACCAGGAAGCAAAGCUAGGGUACUACAGUGAAAUGCAGUCGCAAAAGCUCAAGACCCCACCCGCCGAGUCGAAGGAAAAGAAGAACCUAACUGCAAAGUUCGGCAGAGUCAAGAAGAUAGUCAAGGUCAUGCUUAUGAACGUAGGGUCAUAUCCAAGCAAGAAACCAUCAGACCCCCAACUGCUAGCGAUUUGGCAGGAAAAUCUAUUGGAGUUAGGCAGACAGGGAGAAAACAACCUCUAUGCGUCAAUCGACAAAGUGAAAAGCAUCCCCUUCGACAAAUUCCAUGUAUCCCAUGUGCUAACCAAUCUCAAAUUGAUCAACCACCGCAACCUGAAGCUCCCGUCGAAUACACCAGCAGAGGAACUUCAAUUCUUUAACAAGUAA